UAUAGAGGAGGUGCAAUUCAAUAUGUUAACAAGGGAACAUUAUUCAGCAGCUUUCAUUGGACUCUAUGAAGCUGAGGGAGUUCAUUCUAUAUAGAGGGGGUGCAAUUCAAUAUGUUAACAAGGGAACAUUAUUCAGCAGCUUUCAUUGGACUCUAUGAAGCUGAGUGAGUUCAUUCUAUAUAGAGGGUGGUGAUGCUAAACUUUUGGCCACAGCUGUAGACACACACAAUGAGACACAGACACACACGGUGACACACACCCACACAGUGAGACCUACAAAAACACAUGCCCUGACUUCUAUUGCAAGAAUACACACGCCUACAGGAAGCAAGGUGGGGAAGGCAAUUAGCGUCGCACUGAAGCCUAUCGGCCAGGCCUGUGCAACACUGACAUGCGUCCCCCAUCCCUCUCACUUCAUCACAAUCAGGACUUUAUGAUUUUUUUAGAAGCUAGAGUAGUUAAGACUGAUUUAACCCUUUGCGGUCCAUUUAUUAAAUGCGCGUCAGGCACGCCAGGUCUAAUUUAUUUUCACAUGCGCAGUUAAUUUUAGACGCUGUUUAAAAGUAUUUUUUUUUCACAGUCAAACGGGUUUAAAAGGCCCUGCAUAUCAACAAAGCACUCACUAGGCAUCUCCAGCCCCGCCCCACCCUUUCGCUCGCUAUCGCUUUCACCUAUGUAAGAAAUAAAUAAUAAUAAUAAUAAUAAUAGUCGUACAUACCGAUCAAUCAUCUCCUGAUCACUCGUUUUAUCACCAAACUCCUCAAUAAUGCGAUCCAAGUCAUUAUUUUAUUACUAUAACAUCUCAAAAAAGCUCUGCAAAUGUCCGUGAUAGUCUCUGUGCGCUGACGCACUAUCAGCCAGCUUGUUUACUUAUGACCGCCCCGUUAUCUGAUACCAGGGCCAUGUAUGACUAUUCAUGAGAUACGCCUUUUUUUAUUUUUUUCGGCUUGUCUCGGCUCCUGUCGCUCCCACUCGGCCAUUGAAUGGUUUUCUCAACUUUUUCCGGAGAAAAAACGACUAGAAACCAUUUUUUUGCGUUUUUUUGAUGAUGUCGGACCUGAUAGGAAUAAUUGCAAUGUCGGACCAGGUCCGACAAUGGACCUCAAAGGGUUAAAGUGUCUCCCCCCCCCCCCCCCCCCCCCCAGUAAAUUCACAGUGAAAGUGUGGUAAAGCACAGAGAGGUGUGGUAAACUAUGGUAAAUGCAUAGUAAAAACAUAUUUGGGUGGCGGUUAAGAAAUGAAUCCGGAUUAUGUAGAGGAAUUAAAAGGAGCAGCCUUUUAUUUGUUUUUAUUAAAUUUUUUUUGUUUGUUUUUGAGCCCGGAACUUUGUUUAAAUAAAGUAAUCGCAGCUGACGAGAAUAAGUUUUUAAACGGCGCACAGAAUCUCAAAUGCCCAGCUUCAGAAGAUUUUAAAUAAAUAUACAUAUAGUCUGUCGCGACACUAGCUAAAAAAAAAAAAAAAAUUCUUUAAACAAGCCCUGCUUUUAUAUCGUGCCGCAUUUCCUUUGUGACCUGUAGCGUGAAAUUGUCCCCUCCCCCCCUUCCAUCUCAACCAAUCAACUGCUCCCCCUAUUGACUGACCAAGCUUUCAACCAGUUAAAAAAGAUGACCCACUGCUGACGUGACCAAGAACAGGGCAUGAAAACAGCUUUAACCCAGAAACAUUUUAAACUGAAAAUCCCUGUUCGCUGUCUUUUCAAAACUGCGCAUCUGAGACACUGUGGGACGGGUAAGAUCACAGAGUAAGUAGCUGGGUUCUGAAAAUUACAGCGUCCCCACGCGUUGCUACAACCGUUUCAAACAACAGACCGGUCGUUUUUUCAUCGUUGACACCCUGACAGCUUUUUACACUUGCAGCUUUUAAACUCUGUUUCAAAGCUCUGUUCAAAAUGUCCGCUCUGGUGCACUGGGGGGUUGAGCUCUGUCCUCUAAAUCAGUGCUCUGUCUUUUCAGUUCCGCGUCACAGAUCGUUAUCGCCGUGUUGUGUGUUUGACAAUGCAGCCGAUAAUCCUGACACUGUCAGUGCACUAGAACAGACAUUGUGAACAGAGCUUUGAAACAGACUUUUAAAAGCUGUCAGGGUGUUAACUAUGAAAAGAGAACCGACAGGUCCGUUGUUUGAAACGGUUGUAGCAGCGCGUGGGGACGCCUCCCACUCUGUUUUUUCGGAAGCCCGGCUAUGUGCUCUCUGAUGGGGUAAUUGUGGUGGCUGUGUUGAGAGGAGUUAAUUGGGAAUUUGACUUAGUCUCUCUGUAUUGUAAUGUACUAUAACAGUCCUUGAAGAUUGUAAUUUAAUUGUGUGAGGUGGGGAAGCGGGUGCUAAAACUGUAUCCAGACUCGUUCAGAAAUAAGACUUGUUUGAUUAAAUAAAUGAAUAAUUAACAGAUUACGAAAAAAGGAUUCGCUUUUGUUGAUUUUGAUGAAAGGAUAUUCUACAGCUGUCAAAUCUCAAAUAUCUGAAAUACUUUUUUUAAAUAAGUGGCCCUUACCUCUCUCUUACCCCCUCUCCCCCUCUCUCUCUCUCAACCCGCACCCCCGUCACCUUCUUUCUCUUUUCCAUUUGAAAUGGCUGCCUCCCCCUUUCUCUCCCUCCCCCUCCUCUCCCUCCUGUUUUAAUCUUGCCACUCUCCCCUCUCUCUAUUUUAACCUCCAGUUUGAAUCCCCUCUCUAUUUUAAUCUGGCCUCUGCGUUGCUGGAAUGCCAUUGCUUCAGCUGUCACAGAGGGAGGGAGGGAGAGGAGGUAGAGAUUUUCAGAGAGGUGUCCUUGAAAACUUAGUCGAGUUUAACUAAGGAGGAGGAACGAGACUUGUUACUGGAAGGGAAAGAUUCAAAGUGGGAGAAGAAGGGAAAGAGACUGGGAGAGAGAUGGUCUUUGAUUGAGACUGGAUUGUGACGGAUUACAACCUGGCCUUGGUCCAGACAGGGAUCCUAAAAUAUUUCUCAAGAUCCCUGUUAAAUUCCUACAGGAUUUCUACACAGUUCCUUUGCGGCGUUCCAACAACUAUCCCAGAGGAUUUCUACGAGAUUCCCACAAGGUCCGGACACGAUUUUUCAACGACAAUACUACAAAAUUCCUAUUACUGGUCCAACAGAAUCUUGCAAGAUUUCUACAGUAAUAAUUCUUCGAGAUUCAUGCAAGAAUAGCCGUGAACAUUUCCUACAGGAAUCCUACAGAAUUCCUAACAAGCUUCCAGCUUCGAGAGGAUUUCGCAGAUUCAGAAAAAAAACACCUUGCACACGCUGACACACACACACGUACACUGAAGCACUGACACACACAUACACACUGACACACACAAUCACACACAAUCACACACUGAAACACUGACACAAACACAAUCACUGACAGACACACUGACACAGACAAACACACUGACAAUCACACUGAAACAGACAAACACUGACACAAUCACACACUGAAACAGACAAACACUGACACAAUCACACUGAAACACUGACACAAUCACACAAACACAAUCACACUGAAACACUGACACAGACAAACACUGACACAAUCACUGAAACACAAUCACACAGAAACGCAAUCACACUGACAGAAACAUACAAUCACACACUGACACACAGAAACACACAAUCACACUGACACUCAGAAACACAAUCACACUGACAAACACAAUCACUGAAACACACAAUCACACACUGACACACAGAAACUCAAUCACACACUGAAACACUGACACAGACACACACUGACACAAUCACACACUGAAACACUGACACACUCAGGUUCCCACACACUGACAAUCACACAAUCCGAGUGAACCAGCGUCACCUGGAUUCACACUCACUGACUCAGUUACGCUGUGAUUCGCACGUGCUCAGAUUCACGCUGACACGCACGCACACACUCGUAAACAGCUGGGAGGGCUUAGUAGCCAUGUUCUGAGAUUCUGACAAGUGUCCUUUUAACUUCUAACCAGGGUCAGAUUACGAGAGAGAGAGAGAGACAACAGCAGCUCAUAUUCUAGGAAUACAAAACCAGUAAGUUCAGGACAAGACAAGAACAGGAACGCAAGACCACGCAACCCCCUCCUGUGCUGGUUCUGGAAACCAGUCUCCUCACUGGUUUGCUGAGAGACCAGUUUGCCAUUCCCACCAUUCCCUCCCUGACUGGUGUGAGGUGCUGAGAUGGUUCUGGAGCGGCUGGUGGUUCUGCUCAGCGAGCUGGCGGCCCGUUGCCUCGGUAACGCUCAUUUUCGCCGGCACUUUCACCUGUGGGUGGCGCUGCUGAUCCUGCUCGGGCCAGGCCUGACCUUCCACGUGAGCCACAGCACUGUGUUCGCCAACCGCAGGAACUUCCUGUACCUGUACUUCCUGCGCUCCGGUUGGGGGUGGACCUGCUUGUUGACGGGCGGGUUCGUGCUGCUCGUCUCCUAUUCGUCCACGCGGAGCCCCGCCUCCUGCCUGCGUCACCUGACCCGGCUGCUCGUCGCCUCUCUGCUGUGGAAGGGGGCGCUGUGGAGCUUCGCGCAGGUCGAGAACGCCACGGGCAGCUGCUUCCAGCCAAUCAGGAGCGAGAUCCCCGAGGCCACGGCCGCCGCUCACAGACACUCAAACUACCCGCAGGGGGGCGGGGCCAGCGCCAGCUCCUCCCCCCUGCUCCUGCUCCGAGAGACGGAGAACAAGGCGUCCUGUCUGGCUGAGGGGUUCCAGUGGAGAGGGUAUGAUAUCUCUGAGGAUACCUUCCUGCUCACUUUUGCCGUGCUGCUGGUGGCGGAGGAGACGGCCGUGUUCCGGCCCUACCUGUCUCGGGGUCACCCGGCCGGGGUACCCCUGCGCCUCGUCUUUCUGCUUUGCUCCGCCCUCCUGCUCCUGUGGAACUUCCUGCUGCUGUGUGUCCUGGUCUACUUCCAGCGCUACACCCACAAGCUGCUAGGGGGCGCCCUCGCCACGCUGUGCUGGAGGCUGCUGUAUCACGGCUGGUACAAGAGCGGGCCCUGCUGGUACUCCCCGGGACGGCCCGGCGUGGGGUUGUUUGACAGGCCGGACCAGAGAGACAACUAGAGAGACAGUCACUCCCUCCUCCCUCUCCCCUCUUCUCCCCUUCUCCUCUCUCUAUAACCCUCUCCCUCCCUCCCUCUCCUCUCCUGUCCCUCUCUCUAUAACCCUCUCCCCUCGCUCUAUAACCGUCUCCCUCUCCUCUCCUUCCCCUCUCCCCUCUCUCCUCUCCUCUCCCUCUCCUCUCUAUUUAUAACCCUCUCUCACUCCCUCCUCCCUCUCUAUAACCCUCUCUCUAUAACCCUCUCCCCUCCUCCCUCUCUCUAUAACAAUCUCCCUCCUCUCUUUAUAAACCUGUCCCUCUCCCCUCUCUCUGUAUCCCUCCCAUCUCCUCUCCCUCUCUCUGUUUGACAAGCUGGACCACAAAGAGAUAACUCCCUCUAUUUCACUGCCCCUCUCACUCUCUCUUCUCUAUUUCACACUGCCCCUCUCACUCUCUCUUCUCUAUUUCACACUGCCCCUCUCACUCUCCCUUCUCUAUUUCACACUGCUCCUCUCACUCUCCCUUCUCUAUUUCACACUGCUCUUCUCACUCUCCCUUCUCUAUUUCACACGGCUCCUCUCACUCUCCCUUCUCUAUUUCACACGGCUCCUCUCACUCUCCUCUAUUUCACACGGCUCCUCUCACUCUCCUCUAUUUCACACGGCUCCUCUCACUCUCACUCCUCUAUUUCACACGGCUCCUCUCACUCUCCCUUCUCUAUUUCACACUGCUCUUCUCACUCUCCCUUCUCUAUUUCACACUGCCCCCUCACUCUCCCUUCUCUAUUUCACACUGCUUCUCUCACUCUCCCUUCUCUAUUUCACACGGCUCCUCUCACUCUCUCUUCUCUAAUUUAGACUCGUCCGGUUCUGAGCAGCUGUCUGAUCUCAGAACUUUGUCAAGUCGGGUCCUUUAAGAAUUCAUUUGAGAGCCGUUGAGCCGUCCGGGUCUCUCAAUUGCACACUGAGACGCGUUCAGAGUCAAAUUGAUUUCAUUGACAGGGUUUCUUCUGUGAAACAGCUACACAGGCUUUUUAAAGUCGGCCCAGCCUUCGUUUUUCAUUUAGAAGCAGGACGACGUACAAGCGAGAUUUUAUUAACCCUCCGAGUACUAAGACUCGGCCACUUUUAAAAUCGCAAGUCUGACUUUUUCAUUUCAAAAGCAGAAGCGACUCUUCUCUUUAUCAGUGUAAAUACAGUCGCUCUGCAGAAAGAUUUGGAAUAAAGUGCGUCCAGCAGAAAAAUAAUUAUUUUUCAUGGCAGCUUUAAUAAAAAGACAAGCCUCUUAUUAACAUGUCGCGAUCUCGCUGGUACGUCCCGCUUGUAAAAGGCCGAUUUUAAAAAGCCUGUGUAGCUGUUUCACAGAAGAAACUCCAUCAGUGAAAUCAAUCUGACUCUGAACGCGUCUCAUUGUGCGAUUCAGAGACCCGGGACGGCUCAACGGCUCUCAGUUGAAUUCUUAAAAAGGGAUAAGUGAGGAUGAGACUCUGAAAAUCACAAGCCCUAAAUUAUAAUAGCGUAUGUGUUGUGUUUGUUUUAUCGUAUCGUAAGACGUGUUUUUUUUUUUUUUUUUUUGUAAUGUGUUUUCAAAUGUAAAAUGGCAGCACAACGUAACAUGUGUGCGUGUGCAUGUGUGCGUACGUGUGUGUGUGUGUGUGCGUGUUUGGAACAAUACAUUAUAACAGAAACAAUAAAUUAAUUUUAAUCUUU
Messenger RNA from Acipenser ruthenus (sterlet), 6711 nucleotides. Its product is annotated as fat storage-inducing transmembrane protein 1-like. The coding region runs from base 4150 to 5025 and encodes 291 amino acids. NCBI's taxonomy places the organism in Eukaryota, Metazoa, Chordata, Actinopteri, Acipenseriformes, Acipenseridae. Gene Ontology annotation, cellular component: endoplasmic reticulum membrane. The record is from RefSeq and is a predicted model, not a curated record. The transcript has 3 exons. Gene Ontology annotation, biological process: phospholipid biosynthetic process; lipid storage; lipid droplet organization.